Helianthus annuus (common sunflower) is the source of this 835-nucleotide messenger RNA. RefSeq lists its product as uncharacterized. The transcript has a single exon. Lineage: Eukaryota; Viridiplantae; Streptophyta; Magnoliopsida; Asterales; Asteraceae. Bases 111 to 542 code for a protein of 143 amino acids. The record is from RefSeq and is a predicted model, not a curated record.
UAGUUAUAACUUCCACUCAAACAACCCUCCUACCCUCUUUGGCCUUUUCUUCUACUCUUCUAUUUUAUCUACUUCACACCACACUCUCAUUCCGCAUUUUUCACAACAAUAUGUCCUCUAAACUCCACCAAAUUCUCUCAAUCUUCCUCUUUCUCUACACAACCCUAAAUUCCGCAGUUGCGGUGGUGGAUCAGGAGUGUCCAUAUCCAUGCUACCCACCACCAAUUGGCGGUGGUAAUAGUGGAGGAGGCGGUGGUGGUGUCGGUGGAAACAAUCCACCAAAAACCACCUUUCCACCGCCUUCUCCAACGGGGUAUUACCCUUCGCCUUCUUCUAUAUUCCCAUAUAACCCUCCAAACCCUAACUACUACGGCGGGGGACAGCCACCGCCCGACCCUGUGGUUCCAUGGUUCCCUUAUUACUACAAGAAGCCGCCUCAUAGCACUGAUCAACCCUCAUCAACAGGCAGCCGACAACGAUCGACUGUUGUGAUCUUUUCGAUUGAUCUUCUUGUUUUAUCAUUGUUGUUACUUGUUGUUUAAGUUACCUACGUACCAUGUUUAAAAUUCUUUACUUUCUGUUACUCUUCUGUGAAUAUGAGUACUAUGGUGUUAUAAAUGUUGCAGAAGGGGCAAAGUUAGAAUAUGAAGAAAAAGUAGAGGCAAGAAGGUGGUGAAAAGAUGAUAGAAGAAGGGCCACAAUGUUGAAGGCUAUUGAUUAAGAAUAUUGACAACUUUUUCUCUAUUAUAUUAUCUUCUUGUUAAUCAUUUUGUCAUCUGCAUAUUUUUAAUAUUAUUGUUUCUAAUCAUUGAUGUUCACUGGUUGGUUCUUGGAA